GCUGAAUCAUCCAUGUUCAGAUUGUUUACCUAGCAUGGCCUUGCUAGAUAAAUGCUUAAAUGGUAGCUUGUCUCAUUCUACAUAAAACGCAUACCAGUGUCCAAUCGGACAACUGCUAAGUUGUAACCGAUGCUUAUAUAAGCCGGUACGGAAUCAAAGCGAUUAGAAGCUCCACUAUGAUGCCGUGCCUCGGCUUACGUUUGGUCCAAGAAACACCAAGGAAACUACCGCUGAAAAGCGUUGGGCCAACACCGUGGAGCGACUAUCUACCUUCUACGGCAGUGUCGCAACCCGUUCAUCGGCGCUGUUCUGGUGCAGGCCAUCUUCAAGUGCUUGCUUACAUACGCGUGGUUUGUUGGGACUGCGAAGCGAACGAUAGAUCGGGGUAAAUCAAUCUCCCAUCCUGCCGCAUCAUGUCUCUCGCCCUACGAUCCUUGCGAGGCCGGGCCCGCGUUUCUAGGCCAAUAUAUCUCGUCGGUCGCGCCGAGGCUCCUCGGGCAGUCCCACGCCGGUUCGCUAGCUCUUUCGGUGCUCCAGACACCUCUGCUAGUCGGCCUUCUUUCCUCUAUCGUGCUUUCAGAACUGUCGCCUUCGGUAUCGCCUGUGUCUCCUUUGGCUUCGCAAUAGGUCUUUCUCCUGCCUUCCCCAUCCUCUACGCCAUUAUGAAUCCGACAACGGACAAGGAGUCGCUGGAGCUAUACAAGCCACAGACCGACGAGGAGCGUGAAGUCGAUGAGUUCAUAAAAAACCAUCCUUUGGCCAAAGAACUGCGGGCAAAAGAGGGCUUUGUUGAGUCGCGGCCGCAUCUGAAGAUUCCCAAGCCCUACCGGACGUAUCACUUGACCGGUGGACUAUUGUCCGGUCCGGGGCGCAUUGUGGUGCCUCCACUUGUUUUUGAGGAGACGGGCGGCAAAUCGAUCACUGCUAUCUCAUAUCUCGGCAACGAGCUCUGCGGCCACCCGGGUAUCAUUCAUGGCGGUUUGCUGGCAACCAUGCUCGACGAGGGGCUUGCGCGGUCUUGCUUCGCCGCGCUCCCACAUAAGAUAGGUGUGACGGCCAACCUCAAUAUCAACUACCGAGCUCCAGCCCAGGCGGACAGCUACGUGGUCCUCCGUGCGACAACCACCAAGGUGGAGGGACGCAAGGCGUGGGUUGAAGGGCGCAUUGAGACCCUUGUUGGCGAGGGCGAGACGCCUGUGGUUCUCGCCGAAGCCACGGCCUUGUUCAUCUCACCAAAACAAGCUGUGUUGAUGGCCAAUGUCUACCCGUCCAAUUAGACCGAAUGACCGGAGUAUUACGAAUAGACAAGACAAAUCUAAGACAAGACCAAUAUGCAUAGAAGAAGAAAGGCGCCCUUGACGAAUUUGUGUCAUUACUAGAAUUGCUUUUCCCCACCAUGGUGGAUAUUUGUAAACUUUAUGGGAAUCACAUGCAGCGUGGCGUUUGAAACACGCAUUUUCACCAUCGGUUGAAAAUCGCCAAGGGACAGGGAGAGGCUUCUAUCAAGGUCAUGUAUAUUGAAAAAGUGAUCAUAAGUCUCUGAACAAUGGAUGUGUACAAAUGUUACCAUAGGAUCAGCAGGUUGCAACACUAUCUAGGCUGCCGUUCGAAUAUAGGAAGCUAUCUGAACGUCUAUCACCAAACUGAAACCUACCAAUCAGGACAAUGAAUUAUUGCAACAUUGUAGGUGGCAUAUCUGAUGGCAUAUCUGGCGGCAUAUCUAGUGGUAUCCGCGGUGGUACCUUGGUUGCUUGGGAGGUCACACAUGAUAGGACAAUGGCUCCUCGUGACGACACUGUAAUGCCUCAUUCAGAUAUCCCAAUUAAGUGGGCGGGCUUCCUCUUCCACAACCCCCGA
Molecule: messenger RNA, 1857 nt
Organism: Xylaria bambusicola
Lineage: Eukaryota; Fungi; Ascomycota; Sordariomycetes; Xylariales; Xylariaceae
Product: Thioesterase/thiol ester dehydrase-isomerase
Exons: 3
Coding region: 414-1277 (287 amino acids)
Source: RefSeq, a predicted model, not a curated record